AUGGACUCUUCAAGACUAGCAGUCUUGUUCUCUCUCGUUUUCAUACGACUAUGUGCUCUCACAUAUGCUGAGCCGGAGAAGCUGUUUCAAGUCUGUUCGUCCAAAAGCGACUUCUCCCUGAAUAGCACCUACGAGAACAACCUUAAUGACUUAAAUCUCACCACCAUUACCUCCAACACCAAAAUAGACCAUGGUUUUUACAGUGCCUCUUAUGGCGCAGACUCUGAUAAGGUCAAUGCUAUAGGUCUGUGUAGAGGAGAUCUUGUGGCAGAUAUUUGCCGUAGUUGCAUUAACGAUGCCAUUAAUGACUUCGCAGAACACUGCCAGAAACAAAGCGAGGCCAUUGUCUGGUAUGAUGAGUGUAUGCUUAGAUACUCAAAUCGUUCCAUAUUUGGUAAAAUGGAGGUCGAACCUUUUCGUUCACUCGUCAAUGUCAACGUUAUCAACAAUGUUGCCGACGCAACUCAUUUUAAUCAGGUCUUGGCAACCUUGUUGGAUAGGCUUAAAACUCGAGCGGCCUCCGGCCGUUCCCUUCGCAGGGUUGCAACAGGGAAUGCUAAUGUUUCCAAGUCGCAGACUAUAUAUGCAAUGGUUCAGUGCACCCCUGAUUUGUCCCCAGAGGAUUGUAACGAGUGCCUGAGAAAUGUCACUGAAUCACUUCCACGAUGUUGUAAUGGGAGGAAAGGAGCACGAGUUUUGACUCCAAGUUGUAAUAUUAGGUAUGAAAAUCAUCUCUUUUAUGGCCCUUUGGUUGAUAUGGCACCCCCAACGCCUUCUCCAGCGCUGUCUCCAUCGUCACUACCGGCUGAUGCACCAGCAUCAAGCACACCACCGGUUGAUGCACCAGCAUCACCACCGGUCGAUGCACCAGCAUUCCCACCGGUCUAUGCACCAGCAUCCCCACCGGUUGACGCACCAGCAUCCCCACCGGUUGAUGAACCCGUAUUACCGCCGUUUGAUGAACCAGUAUUACCGCCGGAGGAUUAUGACUCACCACUAUUACCACCAUAUGAUGCAUCGUCACCACCACCCCCAGAGCCACCAGCGCCUCCUCUGCGGCAACCUGAUCAUGCGACCGGAAAUGGUGACAUGAACAGCAGAUUUCAAGCUCUGGGAACAGUGGUUCUGCUAACGAUUUUGCAAUACUUAGCAUUUUGA
Theobroma umbraticum is the source of this 1158-nucleotide messenger RNA. NCBI's taxonomy places the organism in Eukaryota, Viridiplantae, Streptophyta, Magnoliopsida, Malvales, Malvaceae. The record is from RefSeq and is a predicted model, not a curated record.